This is a messenger RNA of Paramuricea clavata, 3795 nucleotides long. NCBI's taxonomy places the organism in Eukaryota, Metazoa, Cnidaria, Anthozoa, Malacalcyonacea, Plexauridae. The record is from the annotation of a GenBank genome assembly.
AUGCCAAUCAAGGACGUGUAGGAAAAGGGAUCUCCAUACCAGCCAACAAAUAUUUGUGUUAUCAUAAAGCGCCACAUUUUCCCAGGGCAUCUGGGAAAGAUCAUUAAGAAAAUUAUUGGCAUUGAAUCUUUUGAAAUUGCGAACAUAUCUUGUCUUUUGCCGAGAUUUAGUGUACCUCACACUGAUGACAAGGUCGCUCAAGCUGAGCACAAGGUUCCUCACCCUGAGGACAAGAUUUCUCACGCUGAGGACAAGGUUCCUCACACUGAGGACAAGGUCCUUACGCUGACGACAAGGUUCCUCACUCUGAGGAACGGUUCCUCACGCUAAGGACAAGGUACCUCGACCUGAGGACAAGGUUCCUCAUGCUGAGGAACAGGAUCCUCACGCUGAGGACAAGGUAUCUCAACCUGAGGACAAGGUUCCUCACGCUGAGGUCAAGGUACCUCACGCUGAGGACAAGGUAUCUCACACUGAGGACAAGGUUCCUCACGCUGAGGACAAGGUUCCUCACGCUGACGACAAGGUUCCUCACACUGAGGACAAAGUACUUCACACUGGGGACAAGGUUCCUCAAGCUGAGGACAAGAUACCUCACAUUGAGGACAAGGUACCUCACACUGAGGACAAGGAUCAUCUCGCCGAGGGCAAGGUUCCUCACGCUGAGGACAAGGAUCCUCACGCUGAGGACAACGUAUAUCACGCUGAGGAAAAGGUUCCUCAAGCUGAAGACAAGGUAACUCACACUGAGGACAAGGUACCUCACGCUGAGGACAAGUUCCUUACGCUGAGGACAAGGUUGCUCACUCUGAGGAACGGUUCCUCACGCUAAGGACAAGGUACCUCGACCUGAGGACAAGGUUCCUCACACUGAAGACAAGGUUCCUCACGCUGAGGACAAGGUUCCUCAAGCUGAGGAGAAGGUUCCUCACGCUGAGGACAAGGUACCUCACACUGAGGACAAGGCACCUCACACUGAAGACAAGGUUCCUCACGCUGAGGACAAGGAUCCUCAAGCUGAGGACAAGGUACCUCACACUGAAGACAAGGUACCUCACACUGAGGACAAGGUUCUUCACGCUGAGGACAAGGUUCCUCCCGCUGCGGACAAGGUUCCUCAAGCUGAGGACAAGGUAACUCACACUGAGAACAGGGUACCUCACACUGAGGGCAAGGUACCUCACACUGAGGACAAGGUUCCUCACUCUGAGAACAAGGUUCCUCAAGCUGAGGACAAGGUAACUCACACUGAGGACAAGGUACCUCACUCUAAGGACAAGGUUCCUCACGCUGAGGACAAGGUUCCUCACGCUGAGGACAAGGUAGCUCACACUGAGGACAAUGGUCCUCACACUGAAGACAAGGUACCUCACGCUGAGGAAAAGGUUCCUCACGCUGAGGACAAUCUUCCUCACGCUGAGGACAAGGUUCCUCACGCUGAGGACAAGGUUCAUUGCGCUGAGGACAAGGUUCGUCACGCUGGGGACAAGGUUCCUCACGCUGCGGACAAGGUUCCGCACGCUGAGGACAAGGUUCUUUACGCUUAGCACAAUGUACCUCUUGCUGAGGGCAAGCUACCUUACCCUGAGGACAAGGUUCCUCAUGCUGAGGACGGGGAUCCUCACGCUGAGGUCAAGGUACCUCACGCUUAGGACAAGGUAUCUCACACUGAGGACAAGGUUCCUCGCGUUCUGAGGACAAGGUUCCUCACGCUGAGGACAAUGGUCCUCACGCUGAGGACAAGGUACUUCACACUGAGGACAAGGUUCACACGCUGACGACAAGGUAGCUCACACUGAGAACAAGGUUCCUGAAGAUGAGGACAAGGUACCUCACAUUGAAUUGAGGACAAGGCACGUCACACUCAAGCCAAGUUUCCUCACGCAGAGUACAAGGUUCCUCACGCUGAGGACAAGGUUCUUUACGCUGAGGACAAGCUUCCUCACGCUGAGGACAAGCUUCCUGACGCUGAGGACAAUGUUCCUCAGGUUGAGAACAAUGUUCCUAACGCUGAGGACAAGGUUCCUCACGCUGAGGACAAGGUUCCUCACGCUGAGGACAAUGUUCCUCACGCUGAGGACAAGGUUCCUCAAGCUGAGGACAAUGUACCUCACACUGAAGACAAGGUACCUCACACUGAGGACAAGGUUCCUCACGCUGAAGACAAGGUUCCUCCGGCUGUGGACAAGGUUCCUCACGCUGAGGACAAGGUUCCUCACGCUGAGGAGAAGGUUCCUCACGCUGAGGACAAGGUUCAUUGCGCUGAGGACAAGGUUCCUCACGCUGGGGACAAGGUUCCUCACGCUGCGGACAAGGUUCCUCACGCUGAGGACAAGGUUCUUUACGCUUACCACAAUGUACCUCCUGCUGAGGGCAAGGUUCCUUACGCUGAGGACAAUGGUCCUGACGCUGAGGACAAUGGUCCUGACGCUGAGGACAAAGUUCCUCACGCUUAGGACAAGGAUCCUCACGCUGAGGACAAGGUUCUUCAUGCUGAGGACAAGGUAGCUCACACUGAGGACAAUGGUCCUCAAGCUGAGGACUAGGUACCUCACAUUGAGGACAAGGUACCUCACACUCAGGACAAGUUUCCUCACGCUGAGGACAAUGUUCCUAACGCUGAGGACAAGGUUCCUCACGCUGAGGACAAGGUUCCUCACGCUGAGGGCAAUCUUCCUCACGCUGAGGACAAGGUCCCUCACGCUGAGGAGAAGGUUCCUCACGCUGAGGAAAAGGUUCCUCACGCUGAGGACAAGGUUCCUCACGCUGAGGACAAGGUUCCUCACGCUGAGGACAAGGUUCAUUGCGCUGAGGAUAAGGUUCGUCACGCUGGGUACAAGGUUCUUCACGCUGCGGACAAGGUUCCUCACGUUGCGGACAAGGUUCCUCACGCUGAGGACAAGGUUCCUCACUUGAGGACAAGGUUCUUUAUGCUGAGGACAAGAAUGCUCACGCUGAGGACAAUUGUCGUCACGCUGAGGACAAUGUUCCUCACGCUCAGGACAAGCCUCCUCACGCUGAGGACAAGGUUCCUCACGCUGAGGACAAGGUACUUCACGCUGAGAACAAGGUUCCUCACGCUGAGGAAAAGGUUCCUCACGCGGAGGAGAAGGUUUGUCACGCUGAGGACAAGGUUCCUCACGCUGAAGACAAGGUUCCUCACGCUCAGGACAGGGGUCCUUACGCGGAGGACAAGGUUCCUGACGCUGAGGACAAGGUUCCUCUCGCUGAGGACGACGUUCGUCACGCUGAGGGAAAGGUUCCUCGCGCUGAGAACAAGGUUCUUUACGCUGAGGACAAGGUUCCUCACGCUGAGGGCAAGGUUCGUCACGCUAAAGACAAGGUUCCUCACGCUGAGAACAAGGAUCCUCGAGCUGAGGACAAGGUUCCUCACGCUGAGAACAAGGUUCUUCAGGCUGAGAACAAGGUUCCUCACGCUGAGGACAAGCUUCCCACGUUGAGGACAAGGUUCCUCACGCUGAGGACAAGGUUCCUCACGCCGAGUACAAGGUACCUCACGCCGAGAGCAAGGGUCCUCACGCUGAGGCCAAGGUUACUCACGCUGAGGACAAGAUUCCUCACGCUGAGGAAAAGGUGCCUCACGCUGAGAACAAGGAUCCUCGCGCUGAGGAGAAGGUUCCACAUGCUGAGGACAAGGUUCCUCACGCUGAAGACAAGGUUCCUCACGCUAAGGGCAAGGUUCCUCACGCUGAGAACAAGGAUACUCGCGCUGAGGACAAGGUUCCUCAAUCUGAGAACAAGGUUCCUGACGCCGAGGGAAGGUUCCCACGCUGA